AUGGGUGCCCUGAAAAUACCCCAAGCUAGAAUGUAUUGGGCUAAACAUACUGUAGUUGUGCCACUUGUUUGUGAAAGUAUGAAGCGGGAUAGAUUUUUUGAAGUUAGAAGCAAUCUUCAUUUUGUCGACGACAAUGACAGUAUUGAUAAAAAGGAUAAAUUGUGGAAAGUUCGGCCAAUGCUAGAUACAGUUCAGAAAGCCUUUCUAGAACUUCCAAAAUCAAAUCAUCUGUCAAUAGACGAACAAAUGAUCCCAUUUUCGGGGAAAUGUGUUGCAAGACAAUAUGUUCCAUCAAAGCCGAACCCUUUGGGACUAAAAAAUUUCAUCCUUGCUUCUAAAGAUGGUUUAGUUUUAGAUUUUGUGAUCUAUCAAGGGAAAGGAACUGUUCCAGAGGAUGAUGUGAAAACUUUUGGUUUAGGUGGCGCUAUUGUCAAAAGACUUGUUGAAAGCAUAAAAAAUCCAAAUUAUCAACAAGUUAUUAACACCGAUAGGUACUUCACAGGAAUUAAGAUAGCUGAGUAUCUUCUGAGUAAAGGGAUUUAUUCUACGGGAACUGUGAUGAGUAAUCGGACUCAGUCUGGAGCACAGAAGUUUCCAAGUGAUAACAUAAUGGUGCGAGGAGAUUACGUAGAAUUGUGCAGAUCCGAUGACAAAAUGACAUUAGUUAAAUGGAAGGACAAGAAAACUGUUUUGAUGUUAUCAACUCUUUGUGGAAUUGAGCCAUCCGAUAAAUGCAGAAGAUGGAGUAAACCUGAUAACAAAAAGAUUGACGUACCUCGACCUGCAUGCGUACGAUUGUACAACACGUACAUGGGUGGAAUUGAUUUACAAGAUAGGUUUAUCGCUCUGUAUCGCACAAACAACUAUGAGUCCCAUUCAUCUGCUGAAGUUUUAGACUAUUUAAAAGAUAAUGGUGUCACCCUGUAUUUUUUCCCACCUCACUGCAGCCACAAGCUUCAGCCGUUGGAUCGCAGCGUGUAUGGGCCAUUGAAGAAGCACGUCAAUACUGCCUGUGAUGCUUAG
Messenger RNA from Uloborus diversus, 1023 nucleotides. Its product is annotated as piggyBac transposable element-derived protein 3-like. The transcript is spliced from 2 exons. The record is from RefSeq and is a predicted model, not a curated record. Lineage: Eukaryota; Metazoa; Arthropoda; Arachnida; Araneae; Uloboridae. Bases 1 to 1023 code for a protein of 340 amino acids.